Molecule: messenger RNA, 1082 nt
Organism: Lottia gigantea (owl limpet)
Lineage: Eukaryota; Metazoa; Mollusca; Gastropoda; Lottiidae
Exons: 2
Coding region: 1-420 (139 amino acids)
Source: RefSeq, a predicted model, not a curated record
AUGGCCGACGAUGAAUCAAAUGCCGAAAACAAACCCGAAGAAACAACAGAUUCCUUCAAAACACAAGCGACCCUGGACACGGUAGCUGGACAAGAAGAAGAGAAAAAGAUCGAAGAAAAGGAAGAUAGCUCAAAAAUGACGGAUGCAGAUGUACCGACACUGGAGAAAGAGAAAACAUUUGUCGAUUCUGAAAAUUUCAAAGAUGAUCCGUACAGUGAGCCAUUACCAGAUCCAUAUGGAAGAGCUAUCAAAUAUCUAGAGAAACAUAAUAUAAUGCAGUUAUUUCAGUCAUUAACUAGUAAAAUAGUUUACCAUAAACCAGAUGAUCCUAUCAGUUAUUUAAUGUCAGAGGUCAGUAGGAUUAAACAGGAAAGAGAUGCUAAUAAACAGGAAGAUGGAAACCAAGCAGCAAUUAAUUAAUCAAUUCACUCAAAAUAAAUGUAUGAUGCUAGAUCUAAAUGCUGGGAACCCUUUUCAAUCUAUGUGCCAACAAACAAUAGUAUUGGGUUUUACAAUCACUUUUGCAUCAGAUUUUAAACAUUAAAACUUAGUGUGUUGGGCUAUUUCCUUCUUUUUGUUAGAUCAUGGACUGUUGAAACUUCACCACAUCCUCUUUAAUGUCUUGGAUCAAAUUGUUUUGCUGAUCUGGUAUAAACCUGUUCAAUUAGCUCAGAACCUUACAUAUCUUUUUAAAGUCAACUCAUAACCAACAGAUAAAACACACAGAAUAAAACAACCAGUCUUCGAGUUAGACUGUUUCAUUGUUACCUUAGAUAGGACUGUCGAAAUGUCAAAAUGUUAUGGAUCAAUUCAUAAGUGUCAAAAUUUCAACAUAUACCAAAGACCCAGUUAAGAAAUGCAUGUUUUACAUAUUGUUCUUCCUAUGGUAUAUUUUAUUUGUUUCAGUGUAUAUUGAUAAUAAUGAGAUUAAUUGUAGAAUAUCAAAUAUAUUAAAUAUUAACAUAGUUUUAAUUAUUGUGAUAUGUAUAUUAUUUUUAUAUAAUCUGUGUUAAAAUUAUAGUUUACAAUUUCUUGUUUGUUUUAUUUCAAUUUAAGAGCAAAAGAAACCUAAUUUAUUGGUC